Aspergillus homomorphus CBS 101889 is the source of this 898-nucleotide messenger RNA. RefSeq lists its product as uncharacterized. The transcript has 2 exons. Gene Ontology annotation, molecular function: oxidoreductase activity. The record is from RefSeq and is a predicted model, not a curated record. NCBI's taxonomy places the organism in Eukaryota, Fungi, Ascomycota, Eurotiomycetes, Eurotiales, Aspergillaceae. The coding region runs from base 13 to 648 and encodes 211 amino acids.
AGUACUGGCUACAUGUUCAACAAGAACCCGCCUCCCGCGGGUGUUCCUUACACAAAUAUCCGCGGCGAGCCCGCGAUGGUCACCGUCGAGGAUUCUCGUGGCAAGGAAGACAGCAUCAACCUCGACAAUGACUCUCUUCGGGUCCUCCAAGGCCUGACCGACGUUCCUCGGAGCCUCGAAGUCAACUGGGAUAGCAUGCAGAGCGUGGAGAAGACAUUCUAUCCCGCUGUCGAAGCGGCAGUGAAAUCCGCCAUUCCUGGUGCCCAUACUGUGCACAUUUUCCGCCAAGGCAUUCGUCACUCCCAAAACUGGCCUGUGCCCUACAACCCUCCUGCAAUGAUCGCGCAUCUGGAUCAGACUGGCCCAGCUGCGAUCAACCGUGUUUUGCAUCACAUGGGUCCAGGGGAGGGACCUCGUCUGCUGCAGGGCCGCUACCGCAUCGUACAUUUCUGGACGCCCCUCAAUGGGCCCGUCUACACAUGUCCAGUGGCAGUAGCCAGCUCUGCCACCAUCAAGGACGAGGACAUCCAGAUUCUCGUCAGUCACCUUGGCGGAUAUCGCGAGGACUUUGGGGCGCCGCGUUAUGCGGACGGCCAGCGGUGGUUCUACCUCGGCGGUAUCACACAGGAUGAGGCAUUGUUGAUCUAGAUAUUCGACUCCAAGGCGCUGCAGAAGGACAGUCCUGUCAAGGGUGGCGCGAGCCGUGCAUUCGGCCUUCCGCGAUCCCCGAACCACUCAAGGGGCCCCUGAUCGCUGGAGUAUUGAGGUUUCCUGCUUGAUUUUUAGCGACGAGUGAUCAUGUUAAUACGUUCUAUAUCUGGUCUUUUGUGUUUUUGGUCCCAUUUUUUUUUUUUUUUCUCAUUUGUGAAUAGCUCCUAGUUGUUGAAUGUGACUUUAC